CUCGAUGCCAAACAUGAACAAGAACUGAAAGAUUUCAAAGCACAACAGAAUGAUACUCCAGACAAUGUAGCUGAAAGGGUGUCUACCAUAUCACUAGAUAAUACCAAUGAUGCUACAUCCAAUGAAACCAAAGCCAAGAAACCAAGCAAGGCACAGAAGAGAAGAGAGAAAAAAGAAGCAGAAAAUAAAGCACGAGAGGCAAACAUAGCAGAACAAGAAGUAGCUAAUCUCUCUGGGGCUAGACACAUUGAAGCUCAGAAAAUAAAGGAAAUCCUAGGCAGGAGAGGUUUAACAGUAUUUUCAGUGCCAUCAGAUGGUAAUUGUCUGUACACAGCACUAGUGGAUCAACUUUCCAGGCAAGGCAUAGAGGCGGACAUGUCUGAUAUGCGUAAGAAAACAGCUGCCUAUAUCAGAGCUAACAAGGAUGACAUCAUGCCGUUCCUAUGUGACCACAACACUGGGGAACCAUACGAUGAUGAAGCAUUUGAGAAGUAUUGUUCUGACACUGAGAAUACUCCAGCGUGGGGAGGUCAACUGGAGAUAAAAGCACUAUCUAAUGUCUUAGACCACCCAAUUGAAAUAGUUCAGGCAGACUCACCACCUCUUGUAAUAGGAGAGGACACCAAAAAUACACCACUUAUUCUUUCGUAUCACAGGCACAUUUAUAGUUUAGGAGAACAUUACAACUCUGUCAUAGAAAAGCCAGAGGAGGAUGAAGAGGACACCUGA
This is a messenger RNA of Owenia fusiformis, 729 nucleotides long. NCBI's taxonomy places the organism in Eukaryota, Metazoa, Annelida, Polychaeta, Sabellida, Oweniidae. The record is from the annotation of a GenBank genome assembly.